Messenger RNA from Mercenaria mercenaria, 6622 nucleotides. Its product is annotated as serine-rich adhesin for platelets-like. The transcript is spliced from 8 exons. Gene Ontology annotation, molecular function: protein binding. Lineage: Eukaryota; Metazoa; Mollusca; Bivalvia; Venerida; Veneridae. The coding region runs from base 150 to 5045 and encodes 1631 amino acids. The record is from RefSeq and is a predicted model, not a curated record.
CACAUGCCUACUGGAAAGUCCUGAAUGCCAUUUUGUUGCUGCGUGGAAACACGAAAUAUGGGAUUUUUGGACAGGAAUAUCUUUUUGGUUUUAGGAUUUCUUGAUAUACAUGUAGUGCUUUCAAGGACCAACUAUAUGAGUGUAUAAUAAUGAAUCAAAAGAACCAAAAGAAGAUGGACAAAAAGAAGACAAAACGAAGAAAAAGCAAUGCAGGAAAACGACACGGUCGAGCUGAGCCUGAGGAAAAACCAAAAACGGUAGAGGUCAUGAACGAAAAAGAAAAACAGGACAGACUUGAGGCUGCGAGUGUUCUGUCAUCGUUAAUGUUUUUCCCUCCAAAAUCAUCAGAAGAAAACGAAAAUUCAGAAAGCGGAGGGAAAAAUGACCUAGUUACGCCCUCUACAACGGUGACCCAGUUUACAUUGCAACCAUCAACGAGUGGAAUUCCCACGACGUCACAGCCGACAUAUCUCGUGCAAAGAGGUGGGCGUGGUGGCACAGGCUCAGCAACAUUAUCAGAAAAUGCAACAAACUUAAAAAACAGUAUGAUUUUAGCACAGUUACAAAGUCAGUUGAAUCUUGCACUGAAAAACAGAAAUGUUCAACCAGUUUUUCAUCCUCAAGCCCAUGCAGUUUUGGCACAAAACAAAAAUGUAUCUGCAGUUAAACCAGGUUUAACAGCUAAAUAUGUGACAAAUGAUAAACCUGACUCCCAGAAUGUUCCUUUGACAGUGUUGAAGCAAAACCUUACAGUAAACAAAAACGUAGCAAAAGCAUUGAGACAAGUUGUUUCAAAUAACAAACUUAAAGCUGAAAUUCCACAAACAGAGAAUACGCAGAAAAAGGUGACAGGAAAUUCUGAAACAGCUUCAGCAUGUGUAACAGCUCCAAGAGAUGAGCAUGAAAAAAUGGAGUGCGAGUCACUUCCUUCCAGUCAGUGGAAAGCAGGAAGUACUGACACAAAUCUUCCGUUAAAAAAACGGCGAUUGAUUGGCAUGAAUGAUGGUUCAUUGACAACAUCUGACCUUAAUCUAAAUUCUUCUACAUUUAGUACAAACUUAGAUACUUUAACUUCCACAAGACAAAUUGAAAAUAUACUUCAGAUGGCGAAAGACUAUCCAGCAGCAAGUACAGCUGGGGACUCUACUAUGAGUCUAGUUUCAAAUUUAUCACAACCAAAAUUACAGUCAGGUGAAGGGUACCGGCCUGUACAUUUUGAUCCUCGUACGAGUCUGAUGGUACUGUCGGACCUCAAGUUUGCGCUCACUCCGGACGAAGAUGGUGAUCUGCCUAUACAUAUAGCUGUUGUACAUGAGAACACAGAGUUGGUAAAGAAGUUCAUUGACAUCAUGGCAAUCUCUGGGAAAACUGUAGACAGGUUUAACAAACUUCAGCAGACCCCGCUUCACCUGGCUGUAUUAGUGAACAAGCCAGAGAUCGUAUCUGUGCUGUUAGCAGCUGGCGCAAACCCCAACCUUCAGGACCGCAAUGGUUAUACCUGUAUGCAUAUAUCAGUGAACAAAGAACAACCAUCAUGUGUGGAUACUUUGUUUGGAGAGUCAAAAUAUCCUAUCAGCCUCAAUACUAGAGAUUAUGAAGGUUAUUACCCAUUACACUCAUGUGUGGAGCUGGAUAAUAUGGACAUGAUGAUGUCACUGAUAGCACAUGGAGCUGAUAAGGAUUGUCAAGAUGGAAAAGCUGGUAGAAGUGUGCUAUUUUAUGCAGUAGAGUAUAAUAGAGGUGGCAUGGUGCAGUAUUUAUUGGACCAGGGAGCUACACCUGAUCUUCAGAACUAUGCUAGUGUGACACCGAUGAUGACAGCCCAGGCAGCCAGCUAUGAAGACAUAGUAGCAUGUCUGAACAAAGCUCUUGACAUUGGCAACAAAUAUGAGGAUUCAUAUUUACCAUCAAAAAAGGUACCCAUUUCAAAAAUACCCAGCAAAAGUGCUCAGAUAGUCAAUAAAGAUAUGAAAGUGGGCAGACUGUCAAUAAGUGGAGACAUCCCUUUGAUAUAUCAGGAGUUUGAAACUGGGUCACAUUCUUUAUCUGAUGACUUUAAGAAAGAACCGUUGUCACGGCAGUCCUCAGUUUCCUCCCCUAUAGACCUUAGCAUGAGGCAUAGUAUGGAAUCCCCGCAACUUCCUGUUGAAAUGUCUAUAAGGGGAAAACCUGGCAGGAGAAAAACUAAAAAGGAGCUUAAGAACCACAAAGAGAAACAUCCGCAAAAAAGUAUGGUGAAAGAAAAGCAUGCGUCAGUGGUGGCUGCUCUUGAAAGAAGUAUGUUUGCAGACAAAAGUUAUUCAAUGAAAGCAAAUGGUAAAGCAUCAGAAGCAGAUCACAGACAGGUUGAAACAUACAUAAAAGUUGAAGCCACUGAUGCUGAAGAUGUUGAAAUGAGAAACAAAGAUGAACGUGAAGAAAUUGUAGAUGUUGAAACAGUUCGGACAAAAUCUUCAUCUGAGGCUUUGAGCAACUUUAUUUUAAAUCUGAAACCAGAGCAAACAAAACAAUUGGUUGAAAAAGUGAAGCAACAGCUUAGUGUUCAGAAAAGUGAUAACACAAGGUUGACACCUGAUGCUCCUCAAAUGUAUGCAGCUGAAAGUCCCAGUGAUAAUAAAAGGAACAAUUUUGACAAUUCUAAAGAAAAUGACAUGGAGAGAAUGCAUCAGGAUCUUGAAACAGAUGGUGUUGAAGGUGAAAAAACUGAAAAAGGUUUACAAGAUGAAACACCAAUGUUGACAGAUAAAGAUGAGUAUUCUGAAAUGGUUGUGUCAGAAAAUGAAAGCAAUGUUGCACAAACUGAAGAAGUUACAAUGGAUGAUGAUUGUGAAAACAGAGCUGAAAUUGUCACAAAGGAAAACAUUGAGUCGCCAGUUACUGCUGUCCAAUUUCAGUGCACUUCACAAAGUCCUGAUGCAGACCACAGUAAUGAAAGUGAUUUGGAAGAAAUUGUUGUGUAUCGCAGUCAUCUAAAAGGUGACAAAGACAAUACAGAAAACACUGUGGGAUCACCCUGUGAGAAAAAAGAAACUUGUUCUGAAAAUAUAUCAAGUGAUGGGUCAAAAUCUUUUACAUUAACUAGUGCAUAUGAAGGAGAUAAAUCUUGCAUGUUAGGGCAUGCAGAAACUAUGUCAAAAGAUACACAAGAGUCUGAUGAGGAAUGCAUUAACAAAAGAAGUGACGGCAUAAAUGAUGAAGAAAUAUCAGAUUCUGUUAUUAAAGAUGACAGGCUUGAACCAUCUAAUUCUAAAGAACUUGUUUCACAAAUAUCACAGGAAUCUGCAUCCAGCUCUUCAUUACAUGGAUCACAGGGAUUUGAAGCAAUUUUAUCUCCAGCGUUAAAUAUAAAUCCAGUCAGAGAGACAGAUGGCAGGCAGUUGGAAAAUUCAGAAGAUUCUAUGGAAGUGGAUUUCACUGGGAAUACAUCAGUAAGUAGGACAGUAAAUCGUAUUGAAACAGGAACUGAUGCAGAUGUAUCCGAUGCAGAAAAUACAACUGCAGCUGGUGAUAAUGAUGAUACAGUUAAUAAAACUUUAGAAUUAAAGAUGACGGAGAAAAAUUCAAAAGUGUCAAUGGACACAGAUGAAGAUGAUGAAGAUACUGGUUUGGUGAUAGACGAGCAUGCGUCAGGUGAUGAAAGUGUGAAUAAUAUUAAAAAUUGUGAAACAGUUACCAGAAAUGAAUCUAUAAAUGUAAGCAAACAAACUGACUGUGAAUGGAAAGAAAAGACUGUAAAUUUCCAUGUUGAUGCAGGGAAAUCUGUGGAAGUUAAAACCACUGAAGAUAAAAGGGGCUAUAGUGAAGAUUUGAAUGAAGUAGAAAAUGGUAAUAUUGGGAAACAAGUCGAAGAGAAUGUUCUCAAGUCAAGUGUUAAAGACAAGGGGCAUAUGAAUUCUGAAAAACCAGUUGAUGUGGAAAAGCAGGUUAUUUCUAAUGGUAAAAAUAUUGGAAGCUCAGAAAAAAGUUCAGAGGUUUCUGAUGGAAAAGAAUCAGCAAUUGAACCAAGACCUCAGGGAAUUCAGGACGAAGAAAAAUUGGUGAAGCCAUCAAGUGCAGGACUACAGUUAAGUCAGGGUACAGCGCCUGAUGACUUGUUGAAAAAGGGGCAGUCACAUACAUUGUACUACCAUGAUGGUGAUAGUUAUAAACCAGUUAAAAUAUUUAUUGAUAAUUCCGAGCAAUCAUCUCUUGUGCUUCAAAGGAUGUUUCAGACUGCACAAUUAUCUAAUGUUAACAGACAGACGGGUUUAAUUACCGCAGAUAACACGAAAACUGCAACCCAAAGUAGUUUUUCUGAAACGCGAACUUCGAACUCUGUGUACCCAAAUGUUACAGUAAGUCAUUUGACACCAGCAACAAAUAGAUCUGUUGUGCAAAGUGAUUUGGUAACUGAAGUCCGUGAUUAUUCAAUUAGUAAAGCCACCACGUCUUUUCCCUCUAAUUUAAAUGUUGAAACUGUGUCAGUUACAAAUAUCAGACCUUCAGCACAUGCACUAAAUGCUUUAGCAACUGAACCGUCAUUUCAACAAGCUUAUAUUAAAUCAUUAAAACACCAAGCAAGUAAUGAGGCAGCAAAGAUAAAUGGUUCCGCCAAACAAACUAAAAAACAGACAGUUCCUAUUUCUACUAAAAGUGAUAUUCCUUGUCAGACAAAAACUGUUUCACAAAACACAAAACAGAAAGUACUGAACACUUCGAAGUCUUUUGACUCUCGGACAUCUACAGUGGACAUAAAUGAACGAAACCAAAAAUUCGGGGCUUACAUAGCGACUUUGCCGCCGGGCAAAAGAAUGCCUGGAGCGGUUAACAAAUCUGUUAACUUUCUAACGGGAAAGUACACUUCUGAAGGUACAUUGACUCGAGUGAAUCCAGAUGUGAGGAAUAAACUUUCAAAAGCGUUGCAGUCUCCUCAGAGAAAAGUUGGACUUGUGAAGUCUGACUCGGACUCUUACAUUGUUAAUAACAGGGGUGUUUUAGGAAAUGUGGUUACCUCGGUGUCGGGGACAGCAAGCGCGUCGGUGACAGAUUCAAGGCAGCAGUUAUGAUUUUGAUUAAUUCGAAAUUUUUGGUGAAAGGCUGAAAUAAAACGGAUAAAUAUUUACUACUAAAGUAUGUUUUGGUGUAAUUUAAAGAUUAUGAUAGUGUACCCUUAAUGACAAUUAGCAAAUUACGUAUUCUCUGGUUUUUACGACAAGCCAUGUGUGCGUUGAGUUAUAUUUACGUCCGAUGAAUGCCGAAUGGUCUUACGAGAGUGUGAAAUCACAUGGAAAUUACAAAGUGUCAUUACGGGUCCACUACUUUAAUACAAUUACUAUUUCUCUCCUAUGUGAGCAGUGUGGUAUCAUUUGAUGCUCCUAAAUCAUGUGGAAAUUCAUUCCAAACUCGUCCAAGUUCCUAUUUUAUUUGCCUGUCGAAUAAAUUACUUAUCUAACGGAGACAAAUGAAAUCAGUUUUGUAACUUUUGCUAUAGUUAUCAGAUAGCACAAAGGUAAUACUACGAGUACCAUUUCCGAUCAGAAUCUUAGUAAUGUGUAGCUUUACUCAGGGCUUUGCUAACAAAGUAACAACUCUCAUUUUGACAUUUUCUUGUUUUAUUUUUGUCUGUAGUUUGUUGGACAUGAUUGCAAGAUCAAUACAGAUUUUAACACAUUAAAGUAAAACUGAUAUGAAGAGUGUAUGUUUUGAAAUGUAUGGUUGCUUAAGAUUUCUUUUAAUUUCCAAGUUUUUUUUUUAGAUUUUGAAGAAAUCCAACCCAGAUAGGUAAAAAAUGUAUUUUACUAACAAGCUCUUUAUUUGAUAAAGCUGUAGUUCCCAUUUAAUUAUUGCUGGAACUUUGUAUUUCGUUGAUAUCGCUCUACUCGCUAUAUUAGUGGAAGGGGAUAUAGAAUGGGAAUCUGUCUGCAUGUCAAUCACACCCUUUGUCAAAGCCAUGGCUUUAAAACCUUAACAUGGUUCCCUUCGGCACAUCGCAGCUGUGGAUUUUUAAAACCUGUAAGGGACUAAAUCAUUUCAUGUGAGAAAUCCAUCAAUCUGGCGUAGGAAGGCCGAUGGUGACAGCCAUGUCUGAAAUAAUGCCCAGAGAUGGGGGCCCUGCGUGUUCCUCAACCAUUCAGCUGGAAAAUUGUGAUAUGAAUUGUGUGUCACUUUGUGGUUUUAAACCAAACACACUAAUUCAAUUGAUCUCCCAUUUUUAUGUUAUUCUAUUCAUUUUUGCCUGUACAAUACUGGUAACUGUGCAUAAAUUGAAUACUAGUUCGGUCAGUUUAUAAUUUUGCUAAUGAUCCGUAAUAAUGGUGAAACCGGUUCGGAUUUUUUAGCAAUUAAACUACGUAUCAUAAAACAGGUAAUUUCCUUCAGUCUUUUUCCCUGCUAUACUAACCCUAUUGUUCAACAAUACAUUUUGGAUUUAUGUUGAUAGAUGGCAAUGAAUGAAAGGAAAUACAGAACUAUUACUUAAGCUUACUCCGUUUAUUUCUAAUUCACUGUAAAACACAGUGUUUGGGGAUAUACAGCCGUCUUUCAGACUGCUCUCUUGUUCAGAUGUCUUCAGGCAUUGGUCUAGAUUGUCUUUGAUUUAAUUCUAUGUACAUAUUACAUUGUCGAUAAUAAAAGUCUUGCUUUU